Molecule: messenger RNA, 1671 nt
Organism: Centruroides sculpturatus (bark scorpion)
Lineage: Eukaryota; Metazoa; Arthropoda; Arachnida; Scorpiones; Buthidae
Product: death-associated protein kinase 2-like
Exons: 12
Coding region: 418-1671 (417 amino acids)
Biological process (GO): positive regulation of apoptotic process; protein phosphorylation; intracellular signal transduction
Cellular component (GO): nucleus
Molecular function (GO): ATP binding; protein serine/threonine kinase activity
Source: RefSeq, a predicted model, not a curated record
UGUGCAUAAAUUGAAUGCUAAGGUAAUAUUUUGGUAUAAAAUGUGAAGUUUGAAUUUUAUUUAAAGUUAUUUCCCUUCGAAUAUGGUGGAUUAGUUUGCCGGUUUCCAUGACAACGUUAUCUAAUUUUACACCACAACAUAUAAAUUUUAUACAAGAAAAAUAAUUUUAAAUUAUUUACAAUAAAAAUAAAAAUAAACUUAUUAGAAAAGAAAAAAAAAUGAAAGACCGGAAUCGUUAUAAUUUAACUUUAUAGAGGGCGAUACUUGUCUCCUAUUAAAAUCGGGAAAUGUUUAGCAGACGACCAUAAUGGAGAUGGAGACGAGUUGCCGUGGUUGUUAUGUGGUUUGUUCGGUCGAACAUCAGAAAAACUGUUUGGAUUUGUGAUAAUGUGAUGCGACAAUGAUAAUCGGUAAACGAUGCACGAAUUUAAACGCACACCUUUCCGGCUGCAUUACGAUGUUUUCGAAGAAAUUGGAAGUGGUCAGUUUGCAGUCGUUCGAAGAUGCGUUAACAGAUCGACCGGAGUCGAGUUUGCAGCCAAAUUUAUCAGGAAAAGGAAAACCUCUACAAGUAGGAGAGGCGUACCGAUGGAAGACAUCGUUCGAGAAGUGGAAAUUCUGUGCCAGAUGAACCACGACAACGUCAUCAGCUUACACGAUGUUUACGACAAUGGUUCAGAAGUCAUUCUCGUUAUGGAACUUGUUAAAGGUGGCGAAUUGUUUGAUUUCAUUUCUCAAAAGGAGAGAUUAAGUGAAGAAGAAGCAUCUGCAUUUAUUAAACAGAUACUUCUAGGUUUGGAACAUCUUCAUAAUAAAAAUAUUGCUCAUUUAGAUUUAAAACCAGAAAAUGUGAUGUUGUUAAGUAAAAAUAGUCAACAUAUCAAAUUAAUAGAUUUUGGAUUAUCAAGAAAAAUUACUGUAAAUUCCGACAUAAGAGAAUUAAUGGGAACUCCAGAAUUUGUUGCUCCAGAAAUUGUAAAUUAUGAGCCGGUAUCACUUGCAACAGAUAUGUGGAGUGUUGGAGUUAUUACUUACAUUUUACUUAGUGGUGCUUCUCCAUUUCUUGGUGAUAAUAAGCAAGAAACAUUUGCUAACAUAUCAGCAGUUGAUUAUCAGUUUGAUGAUGAAUAUUUUAUUAAUACAAGUGAUUUGGCAAAAAAUUUUAUUAAAGAUUUGCUCAUUAAAGAUUCCAGAAAACGAGGAACAGUCAAACAAUGCUUGGAGCAUCCCUGGAUUAAGCCUCGAGAUUUUACUGAAGUGGUUGUCCGAAAGAAGAAUGAAAUAAAUAUUGAUAAUUUUAAGACAUAUUUAGCUAGACAGAGAUGGAAGCAUUCUUUGCUGGUUAUAACUUUAUGUAACAAAUUGUCACGUAGUGCCAAGUUACGCAGUCAGAGCAGCGUUAACAUGAUAGAAUAUCAUUCUGGCAUCCGAGAUAUGCCAUUCAUAAACAAGGAGCAAGAUGAAAAUUUUGUUGUGGCAGCGUUAUUUUGUGCUGUGGAAGAGGGAAAUCUGGCUGGAUUGGAAGAAUUGUUUUCUAUGUCUAAUAUUGAUGUUAAUCAAUGUAAUAGGCCUCGAGAUUUUACUGAAGUGGUUGUCCGAAAGAAGAAUGAAAUAAAUAUUGAUAAUUUUAAGACAUAUUUAGCUAGACAGAGAUGGAAGAUAUAUGGAUAA